This is a messenger RNA of Seminavis robusta, 1584 nucleotides long. Lineage: Eukaryota; Bacillariophyta; Bacillariophyceae; Naviculales; Naviculaceae. The record is from the annotation of a GenBank genome assembly.
AUGGUGACAGCUUCUGUCGUAUCCGGCGACCGCUACACCACGGGGCGCGGCCCCAAGGUAACCAUGAUGUUUGCAGAGGAUGUAGAUUCCGAUGACUCAUUGGGAGAAACCUUUGGAGGCACAACCAAGACGGACGAAGUCAAGUCUCAGCUGACAGACCGAUCCAUUAACUCCACAACAGAGGAGGAGACAAAGUCUGUCUUUACCCGAGCCUUUGGGCGGGUCGUCAAUCCAUUGAUUCAGGUGGUAGAUCUGGAUGGAGUCAUUCGAAAAAUUGACCUCAAUGAGGUCGUCAGUCGUGUGGACUUCAACGACAUUGUGGAUACUGUCGACUGGAACAAUCUUGCGGAACAGGUGGACUUUGAUGCUAUCUUUGCUAGGAUUGAUGUCAACGCACUCGUGGAGAGAAUCGAUGUCAAUGCUGCCAUCGAGAGAUCCAACCUCAAGUCCAUCAUUGCCAGAUCCACUACUGGAAUCUGUUUUCUCGCUUUGGACUCCUUUCGCGCCGUGUGUAUCAAAGCGGACCAAAUUGUACAGCGCAUGGGACGAUGCGCCCAGUGCUUCUGGUGGCGACCUGACUAUGGAAAGUGGCUUCUCCCUCCAUUGCCUACUGUGACACCCAUUACAGAUACCAUAAAACGACGUAAAGAACGCAGAUUCCGUGCUACAUUUAUCAAGUGCCCCAGGAAGUCUUCCCACUUGGCCAUCGCCGUGCAAGGUCGAAAUGCCGGUGUGUGCACCCGGCUCUUGGCCUUUGCUAUUGACAAAGGAAUUGCCAUUGGAGUUGGUAUGCUCUUCAUGCUAAUCUUUCAACGAAUCUACGAGACAUGGGAAUCCGUGUCACCUACUUCCACCAGCCCACCACAAAUCAACAAAACAUUGAACGAUCCUCGCAUUGCAUGGGUCGUUGGAAACCAACUGAUCAAAAGAGAGUUGACUCUUGGCGAGCUCCAGGCAAGUCUUUUUGAGAUGCAAGCAGCCGAAGCAGAAACCGAACAACAGAGAGAAAUGUUCCUGGUGGUGGGCCUGCCGAUUAUUGUGAUUGUACUGUUUGGAUUCAUUACAGAUGCAUUCUGCCUAUUUGUGGUUGGUAGGACCAUCGGAAAGGUCGUGAUGGGACUGAUGGUCCUGAACUCUCAUGGCGGAAAGGUGGCACAUCUCACUCCCUACCAAGCCACAGCCCGUUCCUUUCUCACCAACCUCGGCAUUCCAGCUGUGGUUGGUGCGUUUGUUUCGUUGAUUCGAGAAGACCGUAGAGGAAUCAUUGACAUUACCUGCAGUACAACUGUGAUCUAUGCUUGGGAUGCCAAGAGGUAUCGUCUUGCGGAGGAUGACUUUGCCAAAGAUUACAUGCCAUUAUUUGGUGAUCUGGAACCACAGCUAGGAUUCAGAAGCAUUGAUGUUGAGCAAUCCGAUGCGCCUUACCUUCAACCCAUGAGCUUUAGGCCUCGAGAGUACAAACCAAACCAGGAUUCGGAGACCCUCUUCAUUCCAACUGAAGCCAUGGCGGGGCGUCCAGGGAGUCGUCCUCGAAGCCUAGCCACCGUCUCAGCUUCCGCAGUGUCUAGUUCCCUUUACAGCUAG